AUGGCGGCCCUGGACGAGAUCCGCGAGAAGCGCGCCCAGAUCCUCAAGGAGCUCUGCAUCCGCCGCGACUACACACAUGCGCUCCUAGCCACGCCGGCAGCCGUGUGCCGUGCCCGUCGCGCCGUCAAGGACGCCCAGGUCCUUGACUCCUGCACCAUGGUCUUCCGUGACAUCGACCGCGACGCCAUUCAACGGGCCAUCCAGCGCGAGCCCGUCCGCUCCUCUUGGAGGAGCAACAUGGCCAAGAUCGACCCCAUUGCGGCCGUCAAGAAAUAG
This is a messenger RNA of Giardia duodenalis, 276 nucleotides long. RefSeq lists its product as uncharacterized. The record is from RefSeq and is a predicted model, not a curated record. The coding region runs from base 1 to 276 and encodes 91 amino acids. NCBI's taxonomy places the organism in Eukaryota, Fornicata, Diplomonadida, Hexamitidae. The transcript has a single exon.